AUGGGAAAAGAGUUGGCUAUUUGGAAUGAGGGUUUAGUAGAUGUUUUUUGUGACAUAUGUAUCAAGGAGGUGGAUAACAAUAAUCGUCCACAUACUCAUUUUAAUCCGGAGGGAUGGGGAAAAGAGACCGGUCUUGGGUGGGAUCACAAGCGUCAAAUUAUAGAUGCAUCUGAUGAGUGGUGGCGCCUCAAGAUUGAGAAAAACAAGGAAUAUGGAAAGUUAAAGAAAAAGGGAAUUGCACCCGAUUUUGAAGACAAGUUGAAUAAGAUGUUCAUGGGUAUUUCAGCCACUGGUCAGCAUGCAUAUUCACCAUCUUCUGCACUACCUAUCCCUAGAAGUCCACAGCAAGGUGACAAUGAGGUGAACCUUGAAGUUAGUGGUGACUCUGAGGACAAUGAUGAUUUGGCCUCACUCUGCCUAAAAGAAAAAGAAAUGAGAGAGCUGAGAAAGGCAAUUGAGAGUAGGAGCACAAAAACUUCCAUGAUCAAUAAAAGUGUAGAAGAAGGUGGAGGCACCAGUAUUAAGGACGUGAUGAAGGAUGUCACCUCAUUGCCUGGUGUUGAGCAGGGAUGGGAAGGGUCUGCUCAUGAUACAAGAGUGUUUCUAUCGGUACUUCGAGAUCCCGAAAUGAAUUUUCCUAAACCUCCACCAGGAAAUAUUAUGUUGUAG
Rosa chinensis is the source of this 669-nucleotide messenger RNA. RefSeq lists its product as uncharacterized. NCBI's taxonomy places the organism in Eukaryota, Viridiplantae, Streptophyta, Magnoliopsida, Rosales, Rosaceae. The transcript has 6 exons. The record is from RefSeq and is a predicted model, not a curated record. The coding region runs from base 1 to 669 and encodes 222 amino acids.